This is a messenger RNA of Charadrius vociferus (killdeer), 1630 nucleotides long. RefSeq names its product calcium/calmodulin-dependent protein kinase ID (gene CAMK1D). The transcript is spliced from 11 exons. Gene Ontology annotation, biological process: peptidyl-serine phosphorylation. Bases 1 to 1251 code for a protein of 416 amino acids. Gene Ontology annotation, molecular function: calcium/calmodulin-dependent protein kinase activity; calmodulin binding; ATP binding. Gene Ontology annotation, cellular component: intracellular anatomical structure. NCBI's taxonomy places the organism in Eukaryota, Metazoa, Chordata, Aves, Charadriiformes, Charadriidae. The record is from RefSeq and is a predicted model, not a curated record.
AUGGGGUUCGACUCUGCUCAGAGGUGUGUGGUGACAGGACUAGAAGCAACAGGCAAAAGUUGCAAGGUGGGAAAUUCCAGUUCGGAGUCGGAAAAACUUUUUUACCAUGAAUGUGAUAAAAUGUUUGUGGAGGUUGCCCAGAACAUCGGGGGGAUCUGCACCUUGACUAUGUUCAGAAUUUGGCUGGACAUGGCCCUGAGCUUCAUCAUCCAGUUGGAUAUGCUUUGCAUGAUGGGGGGUGCAUUCUCUGAAGUUGUUUUGGCUGAAGAGAGAGCAAGUGGGAAACUCUUUGCAGUCAAGUGCAUUCCCAAGAAGGCACUGAAGGGAAAGGAAAGCAGCAUAGAAAAUGAAAUUGCUGUCCUGAGAAAGAUCAAGCAUGAAAAUAUAGUUGCCCUGGAAGACAUCUAUGAGAGUCCGAACCAUUUAUAUCUGGUCAUGCAAUUAGUGUCCGGGGGAGAACUUUUCGACCGCAUCGUCGAGAAAGGGUUCUACACGGAGAAGGAUGCCAGCACCCUGAUCCGGCAGGUCCUGGAUGCUGUCUAUUACCUGCAUCGAAUGGGCAUCGUGCACAGGGACCUCAAGCCUGAGAAUCUGCUUUACUACAGCCAGGAUGAAGAGUCAAAAAUCAUGAUCAGCGACUUUGGACUGUCAAAGAUGGAGGGUAAAGGAGAUGUUAUGUCCACAGCCUGCGGGACCCCUGGCUAUGUUGCUCCUGAAGUGCUGGCCCAGAAGCCCUACAGCAAAGCCGUGGACUGCUGGUCCAUCGGGGUCAUCGCAUACAUCCUGCUCUGUGGGUAUCCCCCUUUCUAUGAUGAAAACGACUCCAAACUCUUUGAGCAGAUCCUUAAGGCGGAGUAUGAGUUUGACUCUCCAUAUUGGGAUGACAUCUCCGAGUCUGCUAAAGACUUCAUUCGAAAUUUGAUGGAGAAGGACCCUAAUAAAAGAUAUACCUGUGAGCAAGCAGCACGGCACCCUUGGAUCGCUGGUGACACAGCGCUCAGCAAAAACAUCCAUGAGUCAGUCAGCGCUCAGAUCCGGAAGAAUUUUGCAAAAAGCAAAUGGAGACAAGCGUUUAACGCCACAGCGGUCGUGCGACACAUGAGACGGUUACACCUCGGCAGCAGCCUGGAUAGCGCGAGCGCCAGUGUGUCAAGCACCCUCAGCCUCGCCACGCCACUUCCCGACACAGCCACACGGAAAGAUUCUCUGAUUGUUGAUUUUUACCUCCAGAGUCACAGAGGCCAUCUCUGAUGCCAACAGCAGUGCUCUUGCUGGAAAAACAACAACAAAACAAAAAAAAAUCCAGAAAACCUCCAGCUGGCCCCUUAGCCUGCAGAAGAAGUUGUGAGGACAGGCUGCCCGUGAACUCUGUGAGCUGAAAGUCAGUGUUGCAGUGGCAGGGGCUUCUGCUGCGGAUUUUGCAUGUAAUUUCAUUCCCAGUGCAUCCCAACUUUCUGCUGGAUCAUCCCUUCUGCAGCACAAAGUGGAUAUUGGCGCCACGGCACAGCUAGUGGGGAAGUAGGAGUACGGGGAAAACCUGGCAGUGAUGCUUUCCUGAGACUGUGUUACUCUGUUGGUGAUGUCUCUUCUGUCCUGAUUGCUAUUGUACAGGUGCCAUUGGAGUAGUAGG